CGCGCGCGCUCUACAGCCAGCGCGCGGUGUACCGGCGACGUAACCGCGUAAGAUGACCAACAAGGUGCAGUGACUGAACAACUCCGUGCUUUCUUCUUGUUAUUUUUUUGGACGUUCCGCCAUGUUUCCGGGUUUUAUUUCAAUUUUGCGUGUUUUAAUGAGUCGUCCGAGGGAAACAUGGUUACAUUAUCGCCAUGGCAACCGUCGGUAACGCGUCACGUUAGUGACUGAACCGUUUCUGUUCCUCAAGCGGCGGUUUGUAACCGAUCACCGUGUAACACGUUAUUACCGAGUAACCGAUCACCGUGUAACACGUUAUUACCGUGUAACACGUUAUUACCAAGUAACUGAUCACCGUGUAACACGUUAUUACCGUGUAACACGUUAUUACCGAGUAACCGAUCACCGUGUAACACGUUAUUAACGAGGUUUAGUAGCGACUCGGACAUGGAGGCGGUGAUGGAGAGAGAGUGCAGCGCGUUAGGAGGUCUGUUCCAAACAGUCAUCACCGACAUGAAGGGCAGCUACCCGGUGUGGGAGGAUUUCAUCAGCAAGGCUGGAAAGUUGCAGGCGCAGCUCAGGGCUACGGUUGUGGCAGUCUCCGCGUUCCUCGAUGCCUUUCAGAAGGUCGCAGACUUAGCCACAGGCAGCAGAGGUGCGACCCGGGACAUCGGUUCAGCUCUGACCAGGAUGUGUAUGAGACACCGCAGCAUUGAGGCCAAAAUCAGACAGUUUUCAAUGGUGUUUGUGGAUUCACUGAUUAACCCUCUGCAAGAGCAGAUGGAGGAGUGGAAGAGAGUCACCAACACUAUGGAUAAGGACCAUGCCAAAGAAUACAAACGAGCGCGGCAAGAGAUCAAGAAGAAAUCCUCAGAUACGCUUAAACUGCAAAAGAAAGCAAAGAAAGGGCGUGGGGAUCUCCAGCCUCAGGUGGACAACGCUCUGCAAGGGGUGAGUGAUAAGUACGUGUCGCUGCAGGAGACGGAAAGACAGGCAGUGAGGAAAGCUCUGAUUGAAGAAAGAGCACGAUUCUGCAUGUUCGUCUCCAUGCUCCGACCCGCCAUAGAAGAGGAAGUUUGUAUGUUGGGUGAGAUCACACACCUGCAGUCGAUCUCUGAUGAUCUGAGGUCUUUGACUAUGGACCCUCAUAAGCUGCCUCCCUCCAGCGAACAGGUGAUCGCUGAUCUGAAAGGCUCCGAGUGUAGCUGGUCAUAUCAGACUCCACCCUCUUCUCCCAGCACCACCUCCAGGAAGUCCAGCAUGUGUAGUAGUCUGAACAGUGUGAACAGCAGUGACUCUCGUUCGAGCAGCUCUCAUUCUCACUCUCCCACAUCACAUUUCCGUUACCGAGGCUCCGCCCUCCCACAGCAAGGCUCCGUCCGCCUUCCCAGCGUCUCCUCUCACGACUCGGGCUUCACCUCUCAGGACACCUGUCAGUCCAAAAGUCCCUCCCCCAUGCCUCCAGACGGGAGCGUACAGUGCUCUGACUCGUCCUGCUGCGAUGAGUCAGCUCAGCCAAUCACAGACAGCCGCACUACCACAUUACCUGACUCCAACACCAACACAGAAGACAAGUUGCUAAACGGCAGCACGUCACCAUUUAAUUCAGUGGACCCUUCCUUCUUCAUCAUCCCAUCAUCUCCACCUUUCGUAUCACACCCCCCCAGCCCUGUGUGGGCGUGGUCUCCGCCUGGCCCCACCCCAGGGGUGGAUUUGGAGCCGUGUUUUCCUGUGGGACCCGGUACAUUUCCCCCCUUACACAGAGUCCCCAGCUGGAAGGACUGGGCCCGGCCGGGUCCAUACGACCAGCCCAUGGUGAACACCCUUCGGAGGGUGAGGGAGAGAGUGAGAGAGAACAGCGAGUGCAGCAGCUCCAGAGACGAAGCUCACAAAGUCAGCCCCAACUCCAGCACUCACACUAAACCCAGAGACGAAGCUCAUGAGGAGCUGGCUGUGUGUCUGUCUCGUGGUCUAUCGUUAGAUUUACCACGCAGCAGCCGGGAGUCUGUUCAGGGUUCCAGCGGCUACAGCACACAGACCAACACCCCCUGCUGCAGCGAGGACACCUACAUAUUUGAUUAUGAGUGCUUGCCAGGGGGCGGAGACCAAGACGGGGAGUCGCAGGAUUGCGAUGGGCCCACCCCACUGAUUCAGAGCACGGAUGUCAGCCAUUCAUAUCGCAGGACUUUACCCGCUAAGCGCUCUUCUCCCUGUGGGCCUUUUAGCAUCACACCAGGCGUGGCCACCAUCCGGCGUGCGCCCACCUCGAAGCCGAGCCUGUGGCGCGGGCCGAGUGUUCAUGGUCCGAUCCCCAUCAAGACCCCUGUCAUUCCUGUUAAGACACCCACCGUGCCCACACCGUUCUGCAGCGAGGACCAAGAAAUCCCCAGCGAUCCCUCGCCAUCACCCACACAGCUAACACCCAACUCCGUCAGCCAAUCAGAUACUCUGGCAGAGCAGGAAGAAGUGGGGCCAGACGAGCAGGAAGGCAGCAUGCUGUCCUCUAUUCGGCGAGGGGUGAGCCUCAAAAAAGCCACGACCAACGACAGAUCCGCUCCGGUUCUCGAAUAAAGAGCACCGCCUCCUUCUUCUCCGCCUUCUCCUGCUCGACCAAUCAGAACUCAGACGUAGUUGACAUGGUGGGGAUGUUUAGCAACCGUGCUAAUGUUGUCACGUUUAGGAUGGGUAAAGUAGUACAUACAGUAUGUUUCACAGUGAUUGAAUAUAUACACAAACAUAAAUGACGAGGUGUUAAUGUUAUAAUCUAUUACACAACAGCGAUAUUUAGUGGCUUUGUACAUACAGAUACAGAAUCAGAUCUGAUCUGAAGCGAUUGCAGCCCAUCCUCCUCUAGGUGCCAGAACUUUGUGCCUCAUAUCGUAUCUCCUUUUAUCUUACUCCAAUCAGGAAUCGCAGAACCGCAAUCAGAGCCACGCUGGACGUUUACUCGUGUGCAUUUUGUACAUUAUAUUGACGAUCGAAACUGCAGCACUUCCUGAAGAAAAAUCUCUAUGUUUAUUAUAAACGUUCUCACAAAGAAGGACCCGGUACAAUUUCCAGCUGUUAGGGGACACAUGAUAUCAACUCUGGUGUGUAGAUUUUCCAGUGUUUGGGUGUUUGGUGUCAGCAUGUCGUUCUGGCUGAGAUCCACCCUGAUGUUCUUGUGCAUGCAGCCACUUUUACUGAAUGAAUCAAAUUCCUUUAAACGCCUGAACGACGUCAUUCCCGAAAUCCUUGCUGUGAGAAACCAGGAAAGCUUUCACACACACUCAAAUCUGUCUCAGUUACGUUACAAAGGACGUGCAGUGACAUGCCGUUAUAUUCUCCACUAACAGCACACCUUAAAGUCUUUUAUUCCUCUUACACCACAAGCCGAUUAUUUUUUUUUAUUACUAAUUUACUUUUUAAUGCCAUUCAUCACUUUCAUAUAAAUACCAGCCUUCCCCCCCCCCCUCUUUUCUACACAAUAAAACGCAACUCGCGUCACAGAGAAACCACAAACUCCUCUAUCCUUAAAAAAAAAAAAUCACUUUACCUCCGACUGUUGCAGCUUCUCUCUCUUUCACCACUGGAGACUCCUUGUAUAAAGGUUUACAAACGUCUCACAGUAAAGGUAUGGGCGAUUGUACACGUUUUUUAAUCCAUCCACAAACAUCCCUGUUACCAUAGAAACCCUAACACUCUCCUCCACUCUUCACUCCGUGAAGGCUUUCCUCCAGAUAUCCGAGCGUAGCUGUUGGGAUUAGUGUUUAUUCAGCUACAAGAUCAUUACUGAGAUCAGACUCUGAUGUCGGGAUGUUGACGAGGCUCCACUCCCAGUUCAUUCCAAAGGUGUCAGGAGUCAAGGCUCUGUGCAGGACACUCCAGAUAUUCCACUCUAACCUUCACCUCCACACCAGGACUUCAUGGAGCUGCUUUGGUCAUGUUGGUUCCAGUGAAGGAAAACUGUAAAGCUACGGCGUACAAAAGACAUCCUGUACAGUUGUAUGCUUCAGACUUCAAAGUUUAUAAGGUAAAGGUUAGGAGAAGAGCCACAUGUAGGUGAGGGGCGACAGUCAGGGUGCACAUACUAUUGAGCGUACGGUGAAGAUCAGUGUUAGUAUAACAUUAGACACACUUCACCUGUAUGUGAGUCAGUGCACUUGUCUUUAAUAACCAUUUGGGGUUUGAUCUUUAGCACUGGAUAGAACAAUAGAUCUGUUUGCUACCAAACACCAAAACCUGAACAACUCAUAACAUCCUUUAAUAAACAGUUUGAGGAGCUGUCAGAAAGAUCCAUCUUAAUAACCGGAUUGAGCUGGAAAUGUCUCAGUGACAGACCGAGGUAAAGCUGCUAUACAUCUCUCUCUCUCUUUCUCACUCACACUCUCACACACACUCUCACUUACACACACUCUCUGUCACUCACACAUACAUUCACACACACCAUUUUUACUCACACACAGACACUCACUCACAUUUUUACUCACACACACAUGCUACUUCAAGAUCAAGUAGGACAGAGAGAGGUUUUACACAACAGGUUUUUAUUUUUUUUCUUUAAACAAAUCGUUAUUGCCGUGGUCCGCUCUCAGUGUAUUGACGUUUACGUUCUUCAUGUGUAUUGUAUCUUUAAAUGCAUUGCAAAUCCAAGUGCAAGUAAAAGAGAAGAUUUUUGGCUGUAAACAAAAAUCCGGCACAAAAAAGCUAACGAAGCUAACAAGUAAUAAAAUCUUAUAGCCACCGGUUUAGCGGCCUAAAAUCGUAUUAAAUUUUCAUUCAUUCGUAAGCAGUGUUAUUAAAAAUCUGUAUCAUAUUCAUGUGAUACAGAUCAGGUGAGGAUGCAGAGUGUAGGCCACACCCCUUACCUGAGCAAGCCAAUUAGCUUGCGUGACGCUAAAUUGGAGGCCUUUGAUUUUUAGCCACGUUAGCCUAAACGUCAGACACGGAACAUGUCUCGUCUGAUCAGUUACAUUUGAAACUUGUGUACGUUUCAUUUCUGGCUGAAAUGUUUCUCUGAAUGUAAAGUAGAAAUCUUUAAUCUCCGGAUCAGAGUUCGUCGUCUUCUCGCUGCCACGUGUGUAAUAAAAGCUCAGUGUUCUCUCUGCUCUAUUACUUCAGGUCUGGGUGAUGCUCAGGCUGAAAGGGUCUAGAAUGUUCUACUUAGCUGAUGCCUUAUGCAUAUGAUGCUGAACAUUGUGUGUGUUUAUAAAAUUACUAUCUGCAGAUAUCUCGUUCCUGAACAGUAAGGUAGCUGCUCCAUGACACACGUGGCUCACGUUUCUGAAUGUAACAACGAGUUUAGUAGCGGUUUGGACAAAGACUGCUUUUUCUGAUACAGAGUGCAUCAGUUCUGGAGUUUGGUUCAUGUUUCCAACUACUGUUUUAGCUAAUAAAAUAUUAACGCUAACGUGUCCCACA
Tachysurus vachellii is the source of this 5400-nucleotide messenger RNA. RefSeq names its product protein MTSS 1-like. Gene Ontology annotation, biological process: adherens junction maintenance; positive regulation of actin filament bundle assembly; plasma membrane organization. Gene Ontology annotation, cellular component: cytoplasmic side of plasma membrane; actin cytoskeleton. The record is from RefSeq and is a predicted model, not a curated record. The transcript is spliced from 15 exons. Lineage: Eukaryota; Metazoa; Chordata; Actinopteri; Siluriformes; Bagridae. Bases 448 to 2571 code for a protein of 707 amino acids. Gene Ontology annotation, molecular function: actin binding; phospholipid binding.